Molecule: messenger RNA, 1925 nt
Organism: Daphnia carinata
Lineage: Eukaryota; Metazoa; Arthropoda; Branchiopoda; Diplostraca; Daphniidae
Product: glutamate receptor ionotropic, delta-2-like
Exons: 9
Coding region: 8-1492 (494 amino acids)
Cellular component (GO): membrane
Molecular function (GO): glutamate-gated receptor activity
Source: RefSeq, a predicted model, not a curated record
AAAGAACAUGUACAUUGAACUGUGCUACGUGUCAAUUUGUAGCAAAAGGGCAUUCAUGUUGUUGUGCAUCCAUCUAACGACUUUACCUUCUAGAUACCAUCACUUGCCCGACUACAAAGUCAUGGGAAACUUGUGCCGCAGACUUGUUGGUGUUGUGGUCCUUCUUGCUGUUUUUUCAGGAAACGCUGUUACACAGCUUUAUGGUCAAGAUGCUGUCCAUCACAAUCUACUAAAUGGGAAAACACUGCGUGUAGCGUCGGUAGAGAUUUUGCCGUUCGUCGAAUUUGUCCGAAACGAAAACGGAGAUAUCACUGAAGGAAGAGGAUUUUCUUUUGAAAUCCUCAACGCCCUUAUGAAAACUUACAAUUUCUCGAUCACGAUUAAAGUUCCCAAGGACGAAGCCUAUGGAGGAUUAUUGCCAAACGGAACGUGGAAUGGAAUGAUUGCGAUGAUCCUGAAUAAUGAAUCGGACGUGGGCAUCGGCUCGUUCUCCGUGACUCAUGCGCGUCAUCAGGUCGUCGAUUUCACUGUUGCUUAUUAUGAAGAAUCUAGUGGCAUUAUGAUUCCUGCGCCAAUUCGCGGAAAACAGCUGUCGACCUUCAUCAAGCCUUUUCAAUUACAAGUUUGGAUGAUACUAAUGGGCAUCCUUGUAGUCCUACCCUUCGUUAUGUGGAUCCAAUCCAAAUUGCUAACCAAAGUACAACGCACAAAAAGACGCAAGAAGCAGCUGGCGUUUGUCUAUGGAGUUCUUCUGACGCAAUCUGGACAGAAAAUUCCUGAAAAGGAGCACUCUUUACGAUUGCUGGCUAUGAUUUGGUUUUUGUGCGCCUUGGUGUUUAUUCACGCUUACAUAGGAACACUUGUAUCAUUUUUGAGCGUCCCAAAUCUGAAACCUGUUAUACGGUCACUAGAUGAACUGCCCGAUUCAGGACUUGGCUGGAUAGUUUGGAGUGGAUCAGACCUAGAAUCAUUGUUUUUGGAAGCAACAGACGGCAUAUACCGCAUCAUCGGUGACCAGUUACGCCAGUACCCCGAAAGAUUGGUCGACUCCCUCGUUGAAGGAGAACAAGCCGUUAAAAAAGGAGGUUUUGCCUACAUGAAUAAUAAGGCAAGAAUUAAAUAUGCCGUUGAAAAGGACUUCAUUAGCUCUGGUUCUACCUGCACUAUGGGCGUCGCCAAGGAAACAUUUUAUAAAGUCAAUCAAGCAUUUGCGGUGCCUAAAGGAAGUCCCAUUGGAGCAUUUUUAAACAGAAAGAUCCUCGUGAUGUUGGAAAGUGGAUUAAUGGAGCACUGGCGAAUGAAGCAUCUGUCCGGGAAAGAUCACUGCAGCACAUCACAUUCUUACGGAGCACUUCUACGCAAACUUGACUUUGACGAUCUUCAAAGCGCGUUCCUCAUCUGGUUCGUAGGAGUGUGCAUUGCAUUUAUGGUUUUCGUAGUCGAAAACAUCUUUUACUUCAGCGGGAAAACAAGGCACCGCGGAACUUGGUGAGUCAACUAGAAUAAGGAAUUUUCAAUGUGUCUCUCAUUGAUUGUUACUUGUAGAAUUUGAAGAAACCUAUAAAUUCGCCAGCAGUAAAACAAAACAUAUGGCCGAUAGAAUUCUUUAACUCACACGAAAGUUUAUUCACGUGGAUGAAUCUUUUAUGCUGCUUCAUGGAUAUUUUUCGUUGGUUGAAAAUGGCUGAUUGUUUGUUGCUUGGAGCUAUAGCUCUGUAUCACAAAAUGUGAUGUAGUGGCCGAUUUUUUUGAUCGAUCUGAAUCCGGUGAAUCCAAGCAUAACUUUCCGGAAUACCUAGCAACCGCCGGAACAUGUUAAUCAAACGAAUUAACAAUACAAGCCACUUUGCGACAUGUUGAAACAUUCAGUCCGUGAACUUCUAGCUGAGCCCCAUCAUGCAUAAACUGGGACAUCAAAUUUUUCU